Phycodurus eques (leafy seadragon) is the source of this 6505-nucleotide messenger RNA. Its product is annotated as von Willebrand factor D and EGF domain-containing protein. The transcript has 34 exons. Gene Ontology annotation, cellular component: cell surface; extracellular region. The coding region runs from base 94 to 6066 and encodes 1990 amino acids. Gene Ontology annotation, biological process: anatomical structure development. The record is from RefSeq and is a predicted model, not a curated record. NCBI's taxonomy places the organism in Eukaryota, Metazoa, Chordata, Actinopteri, Syngnathiformes, Syngnathidae. Gene Ontology annotation, molecular function: calcium ion binding; signaling receptor binding.
CGCCAGAACUCCAAUGGAACCUCGCCACUGAAGGCCGCCUGUUGUUGUCCCCCCACCCCCACCCCCCACCCCUUCCCACCCUCACACGCAGCCAUGAAGAGUUCCGCGCACGUUUUGAGGUCUGGUUUGUUACUGCUGCUUCUUGCGGCGCAGACGUUUGCGCAACACGCUCCAGAGUGUUUCACAGGAGCCCAUCGUACACUUCGGAACCCUUACCGGAGCAUCGACUUUGACUCCACUGAGAUACAGAAUACGGCCAUCCAGGACCUGGUCUGUGACCACGCGCUAGCACCGGGCUGGUACCGAUUCAAGCUCAACAACAAACCCGCCGAGAUGCCAACCACCUGCGUUGAGAUGAAUCAUUGUGGAACGCAGGCGCCAGUGUGGCUCUCACUGAAGGACAAGUCCUUGCCGCAGCCCGGCGAGGUCCUCCAGUUGUCUGCUUGUGCCACCUGGCAGUUCUUCCAUGGCAGCACUAAAGACUGCUGCCUCUUCCGCAUCCCCAUCACGAUACGCAACUGUGGCGACUUCCUGCUCUACUAUCUGCAGCCCACUCAAGGAUGCAUGGGAUACUGCGCCAAAGUUGCUCCAACUUUGGCGCCCAGGUUCUGCCCACCGGGUGAGGUGGAGGUCAACGGUCGGUGCAAAGCCGUGCUGCCGUCAUUACCAUCGCGGCCACUCAUCAGCUCAGAGCUCAACGGCCACAGCGUCCACUUAAGGUGCUCCUUCAUCCUGCCGUCAUCAAGUCUACCGCUAGGCUUCCAUGUGGUUUGGGCACGGCACAUCAGCAACAGCAUGAAGGCAGAGAUCCACCAAGAGUCCACAGUGAAGCCCUUCUCGCUGGUGGAAAUGGACGGCGUUCAUUUCAGGCUAGGAGAGACGUUCUUGUGCAGCGUGUCCACAUUCCAAAUCAAUGUCACCCACAGCCGAUCUUCUCCUAGGGAGAGUGAGGCUUUCUACGCCGGGCUGAAGUUUUCUGUGGAGUCGCUUCAAAUAGCAGAGAAUGGCAAGGAGCACGAGGUCAGGGUCCACAGCACGGUGCCUCUCCCCUGCUACGACCUUAACCACUGCGGAGUCCCUCUGGUGCUGGGUGUGCAGAACCCAGAUGGCCUCGGACAUGAGGUCUCCAAUGUGGCGUUGUCCACCUGCCAGGUGCAGCUCCGUCCGACACCCUGCAGCAAGGGAACCUGCGGCCAGGCGUCAUUCUUCAUCACGGCAGUCACUGACUUCACGCGCGAUGGGAACCGGAUCAGUUUGAUCAGCUCCCUGCCCGAACUCAGCACAUCACGGUUGUGGAGGAGCUACAUUCCAAGGUCGCUAAAAGUCACAGUUCAGGACAUUCCCACCUCUAUCUGCUACUCACUGACGGACCCACAUAUCAUUACGCUGGAUGGCAGGCACUACGACAAUUACCAGACUGGCACCUUUGUGCUGUACCUGAGCCUUGCUCGGGACUUUGAGGUUCACUCCCGGCAGUGGCACUGCGGCAGCCGACAUCACGCCGUGGCUUGCAGCUGUGGCAUUGCGGCACGAGAGGGUAAUGAUGUUGCCAUCAUUGACAUGUGUAAUGGCCAACGACAGGAAACGAGGCCCAAGCUCACUGUGAAAGUCCUUGGCGGAGAGCACGGCAAUGGCCGCCAUGUCCGUGUGCUGGAAUCUCAUCAAGGAAAGAAGAUCACCAUUAUCUUUCCCUCCGGGGCCUUUGUCCGAGCCGAUGUUGGCGACUGGGGGAUGAGCUUGUCUGUCCGGGCACCAAGUGUUGAUUACGGAAAAACGCAAGGCCUUUGCGGCACCUUUGAUCGCAAUAUUAACAACGACAUCCAAGGCUACGAAGGCCUCCAUGACGACUUGCAUGCAUUCAUAGAGCACUGGAGGUUAGCUCCUGGUGAGAGUUUAUUCGAUAAAACACCCCCAGGUUCAAGACAAGAGGAAAGGAGACAUUUCUGCCGGUGCCAGAAAGGAUACAGUUCUUUUCCCUCUGAUGGAGAAGCCAGGAACGUGUUUGGUCCAUCCACUCACUCUGACUGUAUUGCACAGGACAAUGUGGAUUAUACAUCUGUGUUUCCCUCACUUGACACCACAAUGGAAUAUGUCAACAGUCAUGAAAGAGAGGGAAGCAUCUUGAACAUGUCCUCCAGUCAUCCUUUGAAUGGGAGGGCCCAUCAUUUCAAUGUCAACAAUGAUGAAGAGUUCAGAAAUGACCAUCUGCUUUCUAACGCUAGAUUGAGGAGACAGACAAUGUUUAAGUUCCAGCUGGCCUCUCAAAGAAUCAGCCAGGCUGACCUGGAGCACCUCGCCUACUUCUUCCCAGAGGAUCACCUCGUAAAACCACGACCGGGGAUCCAGCCUCGGUGGCCCACACCAAGUGGCUUGACCCCUGGCAAAGCGCUGGAGGUGUGCCACAUGGCUUUGUCCAACUCCACAGUUGGCACUGUGUGCCGUGGGCUGCUGGGACGUCGCCUUGAAGAGGCUGUGAAUCUCUGCAUCUUGGACCUACAAUUAAAAGAUGACCUGAGCUGGGACGAGGCAAUGGUUCCCUACCUAGCGAACGAGUGCGAAAGGAGGGUGCUGGAGAACCGGGCUCACAGAGACCACGGGGUGCUCAUUCAGCCAGGGGGCCCAGGGGAGGAGGUGACGGCACUGCGCUGUCCCAAAUUCUGCAACAGCAAUGGAAAGUGCACAGAGUUUGGCUGCCAGUGUCACCAAAGCUUCAGUUUAUACGACUGCAGUGUAACCAUUGCAGGCCAGCCAGUGAAGUUAAGUGAUCUGGAAAAUGGUGGCCUCUGUGACCUCAGAACAUUCGACUGCCGGAAAGUUCGGGUCUUUGGUCUGGGCUUCAUCGCGUCUGAUGGCCUGAGCUGCCAGGCCACUAGACUGAAGAAUGUGAAUGGCGUUUGGAUUCCAGGGGAAAAACAGAGAACGAAAGCCACUUUCCUCAGCUCCAAAGUGUUGGACUGCGGCGUCCCCUUGCUGAGCAGUGCAGCCGUCCAUACAGAAGACUUUAUGAUCGAUGACAAACCGUAUGCACGUUGGGAGAUCAGUGUGACCAAUGACGGCGCCCAAUACAGUUUUGCCAAGGUGCUGACAAUCUAUGACGGAAUUUGUCAGGCGUGCACAGCAUCUCACUCAGGAAUCUGUAAAUUAAAGGACCGGACGUGUAACAUAGAUGGAAUGUGCUUUGCAGAAGGAGACAUAAAUCCAGGAAGCCCGUGCCUGCUCUGUGACCCAGACACCUCCAAAUAUACCUGGUCACUCAACCAAGUCAACCAGCCGCCCGCCUUCCAUCAACCUCAGGACGAGCUGCGUACAUUCUCCGGAGAGGACUUUGUCUUCCAGUUCGCAGCAUCAGACCCAGAAGGCUCAGCUCUGCUAUUUCAGCUGGUUAACGGACCAAAGGGUGCCAUCCUCUCGCCAGCCGGUCUCCUUAUCUGGAGGGUCCCAUCACCACCCGAAGAGGAGUGGCUUCAGUCGACCUUUUACUUCACGCUAUCAGAUGAGUGCAACGCCCAAAGCACCUUAUCUGUUCAGAUCCAUGUGGUACCAUGCGGAUGUCAGAAUGGAGGUACAUGUGUGACUGAUUUCACCUUCCCUGCUGGCAGUGGAAAGUACCUGUGCGUGUGUCCUGAUGGAAAACAGGGUGACCUCUGCCACGAAGAUGUAGACAAAUGUUUGUUGGCACCUUGCGCGGAUGGAAAAUGCAUUAACACUGAUGGUGGAUUUAGAUGCAACUGUCCUGAAGGGCUGACAGGUGCAACAUGCCAGGAAGAUGUAGAUGAGUGUAAGCAGAUGCCUUGUUUCCCAGGAGUCCAUUGUCUCAACAGUCAUGGUUCCUACAACUGUGGUCCUUGUCCCGAAGGCAUGCAGGGAAAUGGUAGAAAAUGCACUGUGGACAUGAGGCCAGCCACCAUCACGCCGACAUUGGCUCCAGGAACUACUGUCCACAAGGUUAGGGAGGUUCUGAUGCAGAACCCAACUACACUUCACUCUAGAAUCCAGAUUUCCAAGAUUAUGCCAAGAGCGGAACCCCUUGGACUGCCACAGGCUCAACCCACAACCUGGAGGAGGGAUUCAGGACUUAGCCUUAGCUCUGUCUUCCAGAAUCAUAUGACCAGUCACACUUCCAAGAAUACGAAUGUGAUAACACCUGACCCAGUCAAGGUUGCUCCGCCACAAAUCUGCACCACCAAUGUAAUGCAAAAGUCAGGAAAACCAGCUGCAGAAACAUGCACCAGCAGGCCUUGCUUCCCCGGCGUUCAAUGCAUCAACAGACGAUCACCGCAUGUUGGUUAUGUUUGUGGCCGCUGCCCACCCGGCCUUCAUGGGAAUGGGCGAAUCUGUAUGAAGAGUGCCAAGGCGGCGUCCAAUUACCUUUCGCAUCAGCAGACAGCAGGCCAAAGGAGCCGAACGCCGCACAGCACCAGCCAGGUGUCCAGCCUCCACUUACCCACUCUGCCUUCUAGAGACAUCAUCAAACAUUUGUCUGUCGCUAGAGAUACCACACUACAUCAGGCUUUGGCUGUACAGAGGGGGGGUGGUACCGGCAGGAGGGAGGUAGACACUGUUGAUGUUGUUAGAUCAACAUUCAGUGCUCUUUCUAUUUAUACCACCUACAUAGACAAUCCCACACCCUCCAGGGGCUUUGUGGUAUCCCGUGUGACAGUCCCAAAACGGUCUGAACAAUCUGCACCCUACAAAGUAACUCCACCGUCUCUUCACCUGAUCACUCAUUCUGGCCUUGUGAUAAAGCCCAGGCAGACAACUCGUCCCCUUCUCAACUAUAUCGUAUCUACCCGGACCAAACCCUGGACGUCUCAAAGACCUGCACGGCCUCUUAAGGGAACUCUUGGAGCUUUGUCUUAUUCGCUGCCUGAGUCUGAGUUACCUGCUGACAGGGAAGAGGCGGCAUUGAUCCCGACAACUCCAAAUCAGACACCCCUUCUCCAGAGCGCAUCCUCCAUCCAAGCUUGGAUUGGUAGUCGUGUGACAGAUGAGGAACAUGUGGUGCCAUGCGCUGGCCGGCCAUGUUUUCCUGGUGUCCAGUGUGAUAAAGCAUUGGAUGGCAGUUUCCGCUGUGGCCGCUGUCCUGUUGGCUUCACUGGAGAUGGAAAGACGUGUCGAGCUGUUUGCAAGCACACGUGCGGACGGAACAUGGAGUGUGCGGCACCCAACACGUGUCUCUGCAAGGCGGGUUAUUCUGGUUCAAACUGUCAACUUGUAACUUGUGAGCCAGCAUGUGUGAAUGGGGGAAUAUGUGUCGCUCCGGGAGUGUGCCAGUGUCCCAGUGGGUUUCAUGGAGAGACUUGUCAGGAAGCUGUGUGCAGGUUGGCGUGUGAAAAUGGAGGCACAUGCACAGGAUUGCAGACGUGCUCAUGUCCUUAUGGUUUUGUUGGACCGCGAUGUGAGACCAUGGUUUGCAGCCGCCACUGUCACAAUGGUGGCCAGUGCGUCUCGCCAGAUGAGUGCAGGUGUCAGCCUGGCUGGAAUGGACCUUCCUGUGAGAGCGCUCUUUGCUCUCCAGUCUGCCUGAACGAUGGUGUGUGCAUUCGGCCCAACACCUGCGAGUGUCCUCAUGGUUUCUACGGCGCCCAGUGUCAAAACGCCAUCUGCACACCACCCUGCAAAAACAGUGGUCUGUGCAUGAGGAAUAACGUUUGUUCAUGCCUGAAGGGAUACACCGGAAGACGCUGUGAACAAAGCGUAUGUGAGCACAUGUGCAUAAAUGGUGGCCGGUGCGUGGGUCCGGAUGUUUGCGACUGUCCUUCCGGUUGGCGAGGAAAGAGAUGUGACAAACCCAGCUGCGAGCAAAAGUGCCUGAACGGGGCCGAGUGCGUCGGGCCAAACACCUGCCACUGUGCACCGGGCUGGCACGGAAUGUUGUGCCACAUCCCUCACUGUCAACAAAAGUGUUUGUACAGCAGCCGCUGUGUGAGGCCCAACGUGUGUGCGUGUCGGAGCGGAUUCUCAGGUGCUUUUUGCUCAAAGAAGCUCCGGUGGCAGGCCGUGCUUUCUCAGAAGCCGCAGGAAGUACAUCCUCUGCUGGGCCUUUUUGAGGACGGCCUUUUUUGAUGCCUUCGUCUGUACCAUAGCAACCCAUGCAGAUAGGUGACCAUCUAGAAAAUGAGUCAAGAUUGUGGUGAUCGAAAGACAUCUGCUAAUCUUCUUCAUCUUCCGCUGUCUCCAAGCCAAUCGCUGAAGAAUAAGACUUUUGUUCCAGAACAACAUGCCAUCUGAAAAAGGCAGCUGUCUAUCUUCUAAAACAUGGCUAACAUGAUAUUCUGUGUAUGCCUAUACCUGAAUGCUGACACUAUUCUUGUCAACAUCACGUUUUUCAUUACCACAUUUAAUUUAAAGGGUCAGCGACAUUUUAUGGUGAAGCUCAGCUAUCCAUUUAUUUAUUUGUUGCCGGUGUCACAGUUCUGUAUAUAUAUUAAUCAGGUACAAUUUAUGACGUCUUUGUGAAAUGAUUGUUUUGUACAAACUAAAAUAAAUAAAGAAUACAAAUCUG